AUGACGUCCAACGCGCCGGAGACGAUCCAGGCCAGGCGGCAACGACUAUCAUCAGUUCCGCGGGCGUGCGAGGGUUGCAAGGUCCGCAAGAUCCGUUGCGACCGUACAGUUCCCUGUUCAAACUGCCAAAUAUCGAAGAUAACAUGCCGUCAUCCGAAUGAGCGGACAAAAGGUCAGCUGCAGGUGGAGAAGAUAGCGAACCUUGAAGCCCUUGUGGAACGCCUGGAUAGACAAUACCGGGAUCUCGAGUCCAGGCUAGCCGCUGUGGAGUCUUUACCGCGCACAUCAGUGCAGGCUGAAGAAGGCGCCCCAUCUGCUGGAGCUCGCCCUGUAGAAGAAGGAGGUCAUGGUGGGCGUCUCUUCGAGGGCCCCUCUUCAUUCGCAAACCAGUCCCUUCAAGCGAGCGCCGUUCUCUCCGCGUCUAUAGCGGGAGACGCUGACCCAAACAUUGGAUUUUCAGUGGAUUAUCUCCAAAACACCCUCCAUGAUUCUCGCGAACUCACAGAGAGCCUCUUUUUUCUUCGCUCAUCGGCCUCGCGACCUGCACCUGGGCCAUCGGGCAAGCAUCUUCCAGUUACGCUGGUGACUAGCUUACUACGCAACAUAAGAGCCCGCCGCCCUAUCUUCCUCUCCUCAUAUGCUAUCAACGAUCUCCAGCUGGUCGAGGGUCUCUGCCGGAAAGUCUAUUCUUCAACAACGAGCCAGGCAUCCAUCGGGCAGAUAGCCUGUGCUCAUGGUGUCUUUUUCUUUGUCUUGAAAGAACUCAUCGCAAUGAAAGACAGCCUAUGUCAGAGGUUCGAUCUCCCUGCUUACCUGGACCAAUGCGAGCAGACCUUCGUCACGGCGCUUGAGUCAUACGAGGUUCUCGUUGUCCCGAGCUUCGAGCACAUCCUCGCUCUGACUAUGGGAAUGGUCAAAGCCCAGGGCGAAAUCAAACCCUCCCUGUACUGGUCUCUCGCCUCCGCUGCCGCAACGCAAUGCCACUCCCUCGGGUACCACCGCGAAUCCACCUAUCGACAAAUCCCAUCUGCCAAGGCAGAGAGCAUCCGACGCCUUUUCUGGACGGUGUACGUCUUUGACAAGAACAUGUCGCUCGUCCUUGGUCGCGUGUCGAACAACAUGCACAGCUCCCAAAUCGACACACGGCAUCCUUUUGUCUCCACCGACUCAGCGCUACGUGCGUGGGAUGAGUCGUUUAUCAUGGGGAUUAGGCUGGCGGGGCUUCAGGAGCGAAUAUUCACAAGCCUGUAUUCUAGUGCCACUGCUGUUGCAGAACCUGAUGAACGGGCAGCUCUUGUCCGAGAGAUUGCAGGGGAUAUGGAGCGGUGGUAUCUCGAUUUGAAACAGAUCAACCCGACCGGGAUCAACAACCCACAAGUCUUCGCCAUGUCCCGAGGAAACUGGGAUAUCUCCUUCUACUCCACCUUGACACUGCUUCACCACUCCUCGUCCGCCAAAACAGGAUCAGGAGCAGGGUACCAUAUUAGCUCGGAGUGCUUCAGCGCUGCACGCAACAGCCUCCUCGCGCACCUCACCUGCUUCCCGCAGUACCAGAACUCGGGCCUCCUUUCGGACGGCGAGUACGUGAAUUGGAUCCUGCUUUUUUCGUCCCUCACGCCGUUCCUCGUGGUAUUUUUGCACGCCAUUGCCGCAAAGGAUACGGAGAGCGCCGAGCUCCUCUCCAAGGUCGUCGGUACCCUUGAGACGUUCCGCCGCGCUUCGAAGGGCUCGGAGAGGUUGUAUCAGGUUUGUGCGACGUUUGCCCAGAUUGCGGGGCGGUUAAUGGACGGGGACACCGAACGACUGUCAUCGCUUUCUACCGUUGGAACUCUAGAAGAUACGCACAUGCACGUGCCCUCGCGGAUGCUUGAACCAUCCAACACAGACAGCAGUCCAGGCCCAGAAUUCAAUUCAGCCAUCCACCUGCACCGCGAAACAUUCGAAGAUGUCUUCGCGAGUCUAAAUCACGAUGGAAAUCUGGGUGUGGACAUGGAUAUGGACUCGGUGUUUGCAACUGAGCUCCUGGACGACUGGUUCACUGGGCAGCCGUUUCUGGGGAAUCGGUUUGAUCUGGAGUUUGGACUUUCAGGUGCGGGAGAAGGCGCAGGUGCAGGUGACUUUCGUUAUUUUGCGUAG
Aspergillus mulundensis is the source of this 2136-nucleotide messenger RNA. Its product is annotated as Zn(II)2Cys6 transcription factor. Gene Ontology annotation, biological process: regulation of DNA-templated transcription; DNA-templated transcription. Gene Ontology annotation, molecular function: DNA binding; DNA-binding transcription factor activity, RNA polymerase II-specific; zinc ion binding. Bases 1 to 2136 code for a protein of 711 amino acids. NCBI's taxonomy places the organism in Eukaryota, Fungi, Ascomycota, Eurotiomycetes, Eurotiales, Aspergillaceae. The record is from RefSeq and is a predicted model, not a curated record. The transcript has 7 exons.